Messenger RNA from Haliotis rufescens (red abalone), 7617 nucleotides. Its product is annotated as E3 ubiquitin-protein ligase listerin-like. Gene Ontology annotation, biological process: rescue of stalled cytosolic ribosome; ribosome-associated ubiquitin-dependent protein catabolic process. Gene Ontology annotation, molecular function: ribosomal large subunit binding; zinc ion binding; ubiquitin protein ligase activity. Gene Ontology annotation, cellular component: RQC complex; cytosol. Lineage: Eukaryota; Metazoa; Mollusca; Gastropoda; Lepetellida; Haliotidae. Bases 137 to 5401 code for a protein of 1754 amino acids. The record is from RefSeq and is a predicted model, not a curated record. The transcript has 31 exons.
UCCGGUAAAAUGGCCGCGACCAAGAUGAUUGCGUGAACAUAUUGAAAGUUAAAGUAUAAAAAGAUUGAAACACUGUCAAGGUUGUUUUACUUGAGAGUACAUUUCAGGACAAUAGUUGUAGAGUGAUCCGAAGAAAAUGCCAUCCUCGGGAGGGAAGAAAGGAGCGCAGCGUACGAAGGGAAAUGUCAAACCGUCAAGUAGCAGUCAAGCUGCAGAACUGUUGGCCCAGACGGGUGCAGGGAGAACCGGGUUUAUCGGGUUUGGAUCAAUGGGAUCACCUGCAUAUGUCCCGGCCAGCGAAUCAUUUGAUGAUGUGGACAGCAGUUUGGACUCCGACUUCAGAAUGGUGCUCCGCAAGUUGUCCAAGAGAGACAGUACAACCAAAAUCAAGGCGCUCCAGGAGUUUGCAGCUCUUUGUGAAGAAAAAGGAGAAGAAUGCUUGAAAGGAGUUCUCCCAUUUUGGCCUCGAAUAUACAACAAGAUGUCCAUUGAUGUGGAUCAUCGGGUGCGGGAGGCCACCCAGCAGGCCAUGACGACCCUCGUAUCCCGCGUACGUCGCAACAUCGCCCCCUACCUGAAGAGUGUAAUGGGAAGCUGGCUACUGAGCCAGUGUGAUACGUACCCAACCGUAGCAUCAUCAGCCACACAGGCUUUCCAGGCAGCCUUCCCUCCGGCCAAACAAACCGAUGCCAUCGACUACUGCAAGACUGACAUCACUGAGUUCCUGGUGGACAACCUGACCACACAGACGCCGGCCACUCUCAGUGAGCCCAAGACCAGCUCCCUGGAGGAGAUGGAGACCAGGUACAACCGCGUCGUCACGUCGUCUUUCCUGGCGCUGAGGAAGAUGCUGUUGUCCCUCCCUGCCGACUCCCCUGCUGCCCUCACUGGACACAUGCAGGGACUGUUGAAUGAUGGGAAGUUCUGGAAACACUCCAAGUCCUCCAUCAGCAGUAUCAAGAGUGGACAGUAUUCAUUCUGUGCCAGCCUGUGUCAGAUAUUGCCAGCUGUUGCUCAGGAUUACAUCUCCAAGUUAUCUCCCCUUAUAUUGCACAACAUUGACAGUUCCGAUCCAGUCGUUUGUUCAGCUCUCUGGGAAGCUGUUCUCUCAUUGGUCAAAUACCUACCUGAGUCCUGGAAUCAUGUGUCAUGGCCAAAGGCAUUUUGGCCCAAAUUACGCACUUUGUUGGAGAAAGGUUGCCAUGGAAAUGCUUCAGUUAUUGGCCCCAAUCUUCUGCCUCUCUUGAGCCAGAUUCCAGGAAGUCUGUCCGGAGAACCCAAGAAGUUCUACAUGGAACUGUUCACCUGCUUCAGGACGGGCCUGAGUGUAGAGAGCCUGCAGCUGAGUGUGAGUGAGAGUUCGGCCCUGGUCACUGCACUGUUUGAGUGUUGUCAGUACACCGUGAAGGAGCUGGCCGAAAGCCAGGGGGAGACAAUCAACUGUCUGUUGCUGGACCAGAUGUUGCCUGUGGUGGAGUCCUCCCUGGUAGAGACCAAGUCCACCCUGUACAAGACUCCCCUGUAUGGCUUGUUCGCCCAGCUCACCACAGCCCUAGAGAGGACGGACAGCGGGGCGUCGCUGGCCACCAUGUGCUACAGGAACCUGCUGCAGAUGAUCGAGGAAACGUACCCCACCCUCGCCAACACCCCGCACUUCCACACCUUCUCCAGCAGACUUCUCUCCCUUGUGUCAGGGCAACUCAGGCCCAACUCUGUCAUGAAGGCCAAGACAGACAAGGUGAAGUUUGCCGAUGAUUUGACUGUUGAAGACUUGAAGCUUGAUCCGGUCGAGAUGUGUGGAUCCAGUCAGGUGUUCGUCAACUCAGUGUCCAGCUACGUGUUUACAAAAUGUUUACGAGCUGAGGGCAUGGAGUUUCUCAGUGUGUUUUCAAGGAUAUUUAAACUUUACAGCUCAAAGGAGAUGUUAGAGAAGUUGUUGACUAUUUCCUCACUGGAAGCAGGGACCAAUGUUUACUUAAGUUUUGUGAGUGGUGUGAUCAUUCCAUGGGUAAACAAGGAGCAGACGUCAGACAAGGAGCAGACGUCAGACAAGGAGGAGCAUGUCAUGUGUCUGUUGGAUGUGAUAAUGGUGUGUCUGUCACAGGUAGAGGACAGCCAAGCCCUAGAUAUCAUGACACAGCUUGCAAAGGGUCUGACAAGUCCAGUGUUACUGUGUAACCUGAUCACCAAGGCCCUGGAGAUACAUGACUCCACACCAUCUGUGACUUCAUGGCUGAAGAGUUCCGUGCUGACUGACAGGAUUAUCUCCCUUGGUGAUGAGAUCUGCAAGAUGAGCAUCGAGAGCUCAGGAAACCAGGACGUCCUUGAACAUGGCUGGGCUCUGAUAACUCUCGUCCUGUCAGCUACCAUCAAUGAAGCUCCAGUAUUUGAUGCUGCGUGUAUCGAGCAGACUUUGGCGGUCAUCCUGAAGACUCUGCAGAAACUCGGCACCAGCGGAACCAAGGACAGAGUCGACAAGGCUGUCACAUUUGUUGCCAAGGCAACAAAGACAUUCUUCCAGAAUUUGAUGGUGUGUCCCUCUCUGGACUCCGUGGAGAACCUGAUGCUGGCUCUGUUCACAGUCUACAUAGACACCGACUACCCUGUCACUGAUCAGACCCGUGAGGAUGUGCACGAAGCCCUGGACUGUGGCCUGUACGUGAUUGUCAGUCAGACAGGGGCGUAUCUCCGCAGCGGUGGUUUCCUGGAGAAGGCAGCAGACCUUGUACAUAUGUUGAUCUCAACUCGCACUCAGACUUUGGCUGUGUUGCAGCAUGUGUGUCGGUGUGUGAGCAGCCUGCUGACAACACUGAGGGACAACCUGCCUGAUGCCAGCCACACUGACCCAACCAUACAGGCCCUGGUCAACACACUCUACAUACCACCUAAGGGAGAUAACUACGCUCAGAUACAGGAGUACAUGACCAUCAGUGGACUACUGUCCUUGACAAGUCUCGCCAAGAGACGGCCGACAACCACCUUGACGCAGUUGAUGUUCACCACGCUCUUCAACGCUGUGCUCCUCACGUACAAGGGGUCGGGUGACAUGACCUUGACCCUGACCAGGAAGGCCUCUGUGACAUCUAUCACAUCGAAAGAACAGGGUCAAGAUGGAAGGGAGAUAACUGCUGUGGCAUGGGAGAAGGAAGACCUGGAGAGAUUGUUGGAUUGCCUGACACAGAGUGUCAUCACCCGCUGGUGGGCUGAGAAUGACAAGAAGGUUCACCGCUUCCCGGAUUUGACGUCUGGGCUGGACCAGCUGAAGGUGAAGGUCAUGAGUCUGGUCACCGUCCUGGACAGUGAGAGUCAGAGGAAGCUUCUCAACAUGGCCGUCACAAGGUCGGAGGAAACAGGAGGCAUUGCUUCAGUUUCAUUGUCUACGUUGUUGGAUAUCCUCAAGACCAGCCAAUCAGAAGUCAGCUUGUCCGAUGAUGCUGUCAUUGACAGAUGCUGCACCCUGACUCCCAACCUGCUCCACACCCUUCAGUGUAGCACGAGCUAUGUCAGCGACCACGCCCGCCUCACCGCCGCACAGAUCCUCAAUGCCCGAUUCAUCACCACCCCGGCGGACUCCUCCACAGAGGUUGAUGGUGGUGUUGGACUGUUGGGUGUCCUGAACAUGACCUUGCCCCAUAUUGGUACUGAAAGGUCAGAAGUUAAGGACAUAUACAGGUCAACACUCAGCCAGAUCAUCCUGUGGAAACAGGAAACUGAAGAUCUCAUGUUGUUUACCUGCGACCUGGCGGAGACGAACCCAGACAAGAUGGCCGCCAAUGUGGAAGUGAUGAAGUUGGUGCAGCUGUACGUGACCCUCCUGCCCCAGGAGUUGGGGGACACUGACUGGGACUUCAUCCUGUGCAGCACCAUCGCAUGGGUCCAGACGGUGGUGGAGAGCGAGCACCUGCUGGCCAGCCUGACGCCGGUCAGCGUGUUCGCCAUCAGGGCCUGUCAGCUCCUGGGGGACGUCGUCAACUGUAUCGAUACCCGGAUACGGACGUCACCAACCAGCUUCCCUGACAACCUCCUCACAGAGUGGGACGAGUUCUUCAGCGAGGGAGUCUUCAGCAUUCUCCUGCCUCUGUAUGUCAGGCUAGUAGCCAAGUCCCUGCAGACAACAGGAGGUGGUCUCCAUGACAACGUCAUCAGCUCUAUGGGUCUUGCUAUCUCCCACUGCCCCAAACAGCACGUGCUGGGUCACCAGUUGCCUGCCAACCUAGUAGCAGAAGAGUUGUCUCCCCUGCCAGACUCUCUACAGUCCCUGCUCAACACGUUCAGUCCCAUGAUGCUGUGCAGUAGUGCGUCCGUGCAAGUCACAGCCUUCCAUGUGCUCAACAGAGUUGUGAGUGAGCUGCCGGCCUAUGAACAGGUGGACAAGGACGAGGUGGAACAGCUGCAGGAGGAGGACAAGAGAAACGAUGAGUCCAGUAAACCGCCUCAUGCUGUCAACAAGGUGUGUAUGGAGGGCGCUGCUGCCAUGGACAUCGUCUUGUGUGAUGCAGGUCUGGAGGACUGCCUCACCAUCGCUCCCAACACAGAUGAAUACAAGUACACCAUGGGAUACCUGUUGUCAUGGAAACUCAUCCUCAAGCUGUUUAAGAGUAGUCCUUCCGAGCUGAGGGCAAGGUAUGCUGUGUACUUCAAGGAGACAGGUAUCGUCAAUCACCUGCUGGUUCACCUGUACCAACUGAUGCCUGACACCCCCGUCACACCCGACACACAGACCAGCUACUUCAAGGACACGCCGUCCCUGCUGCCAACAGCACGUCCCAGGUCAUGUGACAUCAAGCAGCUGUCAUGUGACGUGUAUCGACAGUGUCUGGAGACAAUCCCAGCGCUUGUCCGACAAUGGUGGAUAGAACAGGACAAGAGGACAACAAGUUACAUUGACAAGUUCACCAAGAGGCACGUGAGUCCCCAGCUGUGUCACUCCGAGAUCUCCUCCGUCCAGGCCACCGACGAGGAACUGGAUGGAAUCGAGAUCAAAGCUCGGCCUAAGAUCCGUGAAGUGAUAGCGAAGUACACGAUGUCGGAGGUGAGCGUGGAGGUCGUGAUCUCGCUGCCGGAGAACUACCCUCUAGGGAGCAUCACGGUGGUCAGUGACAAGAAGGUCGGCGUAACCCAGUCACAGUGGGACCGGUGGCUGCUCCAUCUCAACAUCUUCCUCCAGCACCAGAAUGGCAGUAUCAUUGAGGGCUUGAAGCUGUGGAAGAAGAACAUCGACAAGAGGUUUGAGGGUGUGGAUGACUGCAUGAUAUGCUAUUCAGUUCUACAUGGUACCAACUUCCAGUUGCCACGGUUACAGUGCCGCACAUGCAAGAAGAAGUUCCACUCUGCAUGUUUGUACAAGUGGUUUAGCACCAGCCACAACUCAACUUGUCCGUUGUGCCGGAACCUGUUCUAGCCAUCAUGGUGGCCACGUUGCCGAUCUGAUACCUCCGUGCAAGCAGUGUCUUUGCAGUCAAGUCCAGCAUCGGUCAUCAGUGUCCGAGCAGGACUACUGCUGUGUGAAUAUGUAUAUUCUGGUGAAGAUUCUGGUCCAUUUCCUCAAGUUCUCCUGAUGUUGGUGACAGUCAACUGGGAGACUGUUUCUGAUAGUUGGUACAAGAUCAUGAUUCAAGUCGGAGGGACUCAUUCCACAGUGAUGCUUGUUGUCCGGAGUCUGUGUCAGAGUACAGGAGUUGGUCACAGCGGUAAGAUGGCUCUGUGUAAUGAGGGGGCACGGGUGGCCCAGUCGUCUAAGGCGCUGUGAUUCGCUGUGCAGAGUUGCGUCCCUUGGGCUCGCCAGAAACCUAUGAUUGUGGGUUCGAACCCCGGUUCGCCCUGAUUGUUUCUAGGUUUGUCAGCACCAUACCUGUGCUCGUGGGUUUCACCGAAGCAGUAAACAUCUGAGAUUUGCCUCGCUUCAGGCUUUCCUCCCACAUUAAGCUGACACUCCAUGAUUCAACUGGAAUACUGUUAAAAAUGGCGUUAAACCCAACUCACUCACUGUGUAAUGAGGCCCUGCUGUGUGAAGAUGUAGAAGGCAACAUACAAGGAAAUGUCCACAGCCAGUGAUCUUGCUUCAUGUCUGCUUGGAGACUACUUCCGAUCCUUCUUCCAAUAGAUGUGAACAAGACCGAGGCCAAGAUGGAUCUCAACACACGGUCCUCAUGCCUGGUAACUAAUGUGGCCAUCAUCAUACUGAACUUAGUAACCAUGGUAACCCUGGUUGUACAUAUAGUUACAGCAUCAGUUGGGCAUUUUGCCAACAGUAUCCUACUGCUAAUGCUGCUCAAGACAGGAGCUGAAAAUGUCCAUCGCAAACUGGUUGUCAAGAAGGAAGUUUUCAUGUCUGACGACACCAGGAACAGUUUAUGUUAUUACAUUGACGUGUUGAUAUAGGUUUAUGUACCUCAUACAAUCAAUUUCAAUUGUUUAGUUCUGUUAUUUUGUUCAUUUGAUGCCAACGAAUGUGAAACGUACCUCUGUAUGGUCAGAUAUUCUGUGAUAAUUAUUUCUUUGUGAUGUACAGAUGUAUGUAUCCCAGGUAUAUGCGUGUCCCGGGUACAGAUGUAUGUAUCCCGGGUAUGUGGUUUACGUGUACCCAGAUACAGACGUGCGUGUCCCAGGUACAGAUGUAUGAAUCCUGGGUAUGUGGUUUACGUGUGCCUAGGUUUACACUGCAAAUAGCUGGACUUGUUCAAGGUUGUUAAGAUCGUUUCAUAUUGAAAAUAUAUUCUGUUGUUGCUAGCUGUGCCGGACUGCACUAGACUGCACCAGGCCAGGGAGACCCAUACAUCAUGCUCAUACAUCUGUAGUGACCCAGCCCCCUCCCUCUCUGUUACCCAGGCCCCUCCCCCUCUGUUACCCAGGCCCCUCCCCCUGUUACCCAGGCACCCUCCUACUCUGUUACCCAGGCCCCUCCCUCUGCCAUCCAGUCCCCUCCCACAAUAAAGCACAUGUGCACAUAAUUCAUGUUUUGAACAUUGUCCAACUCCUCAGAGGUAUUCAUUUAAGAGUUAAGAAAAGCACAGAAUAAAUAUGAUGAGUAAGAUGCUUAUUGUUUUCGAUGAAUCACAAAACUUCAUCAUCUUGCACCACUUCAUGGUUUGAGUGAAACGAUACAAUAUGUGUCACUAUACAUAGGUCAUGAUACAAUAUGUAUAGCGAUACACAUAUUUAUGUCAAAUCUCGUAGAAACUUUUGGGCUAUAAAUAUUUCAGAGCAGGUUCAAAAGGAAAAGCUAGCCGUAGACACAUUGCAGCUAUCUUUAGUAGUGAACUUGAAAAGCUGUGAAAAGUUAUUUUAGUAUUUUAUUGUAUCAAUAAAGAAAAAAAUGUCAAAUAAAAAGUCAUGAUGCACCAGUACACUGAUGUAUAGUUUCACCCCUAUUGCAGUUUGUUUGGUCCAGACUUUAUAAGCAAAAUUGUAACACACCCAGUACGGGAUAUAGUAUACACAUUGUAAUACACCCAGGUGGAGUGUUACACAUCAUUCACUCUCUGAGACAUUGUCAACACAGCCUCUCUUCGUGUCACAUGCAGGACUAACAUUCAGGCCAGAAGUUGUUUAUGGCCAAGUUAAAUUCUAAACUAAACACAACAUGAAUUGGUUUUAAAUAAAACAGUCAAAGUACAG